AAACUUUGACCUUUCUCGUUAGACUGAUCUUUCACCUUGGUAGUUUUGCAUGUGCACUUGCCAAGUUGGCACUUGUUGACUGAUGCUCAUUAAAGGCUAGAAAUAAAUUACCUAUAAGAUGAAGGCAUUGAUUCUUGUUGGAGGGUUUGGGACAAGGUUACGACCUUUGACCUUAAGCAGACCUAAGCCUCUUGUGGAGUUUGGUAAUAAACCAAUGAUUUUGCAUCAAAUCGAGGCACUUUCAGAGGCUGGUGCUAAACAUAUAAUAUUAGCUGUUAGUUAUCUGUCAGAUAUGUUGGAAACGGAGCUCAAGGUCCAAGAAGAGAAGCUGGGUAUCAAGAUUACAAUGUCACAUGAAGAAGUUCCUCUUGGUACAGCUGGUCCAUUGGCGUUAGCUAAGAAAUGGCUAAGUGAAGACGACGAUCCAUUCUUUGUACUUAACAGUGACAUCAGUUGUGAUUUUCCAUUCAAGGAAAUGAUAGAUUUUCACAGAAAACAUGGCAAAGAGGGGACUAUUGUGGUGACCAAAGUAGAAGAGCCUUCCAAAUAUGGUGUGGUAGUGUACGACACAAACUGCAAGAUUGAAAGUUUUGUAGAAAAACCACAAGAGUUUGUAUCUAAUAAAAUUAAUGCAGGUCUUUAUAUAUUCAAUCCAGCAAUAUUAGACAGAAUAGAGCUCAAACCAACAUCUAUAGAGAAAGAAGUAUUUCCUAAUAUGGCACAAGAUGAUGAGUUGUAUGCUUUUGAAUUGAAAGGUUUCUGGAUGGAUGUUGGUCAACCUAAAGACUUUUUGACUGGCAUGUGCCUUUAUUUAACACAUCUUAGAAACACAGCAGCAGAGAAACUAGCAGAAGGCCCAGGAAUUGUCGGCAAUGUGUUAGUGGAUCCAAGUGCCAAGAUUGGUGCCAACUGUCGUAUUGGACCAAAUGUCACAAUAGGUCCAGGUGUUGUAAUUGAAGAUGGUACAUGUAUUAAGCGCAGUACUGUAUUGAAAGAAACUCGUAUAAAAUCCCAUGCUUGGAUUGAGUCAUCUAUUAUUGGAUGGAAGUGUGUUGUUGGACAGUGGGUCAGAAUGGAAAAUGUUUCUGUGUUAGGAGAAGAUGUUAUAGUACAAGAUGAAUUAUAUGUGAAUGGUGGACGUAUUCUUCCUCAUAAGUCUAUUGGCAGUUCUGUAGCAGAUCCUCAAAUUAUCAUGUAGUUUCCAUGGUGAUGUGAAAUUUGUUUUUCAAAUUAUCAACUUUUUGUGAUUACCACAAUUUUUUCAAAUCUAUAAAAUCUAUUACAUUGUAUAUUGAUGAAUAUCAUUUCAUAUUAUGGACAUGUAUAUAGCGAUGGUUUUUACAUCGUAAUUGUAUCGAUAAUUUUUAAAGAGAUGAAGUACAGGGUUCGUCAUUCAGGGAUUGGUGUAUGCAUGGGUGGGUGGGUGGAGCUGCAGAUAGUUCUAGUAUUAUUUCUUAUUAGUAUUAUCGUCUUGUUUCCUGGAAACAUCUUUAAUAUUAUGAAAUUGUGUAGCAGUGACAGGGAUAAAAGUCAUAAUGAAUUGGUCUUUAAUUUCCAUCUAAAUUGAUCUGUCAUUUGCUGGACUUGUAACUAUGACCACAUGUGCAUCUUUUGAAACUUGGAUACAUGGGAGAAGACAAAGUUUUAUAACAUGUUGUGAGCAACAGGGAAAAAGUAAUUUCAUUGUGUUUGUUUAUGUAGGUUUAGCUCAGAAGAAUUUGUCACGGGAUUAGUGUAUUUCAUAUUUCAGAAGCACAACUCUGAUAUAAGUGCUACUUCAUAAAACAAACAAUGAAUUUAUGGUAUACCUUUUUGAUUUAAUCAUACUAAUACCAUCCCAAAGUGCUUUAUUUCAAGUUCAGUCUAACCUUCUUGUACUAAUACAGUAGGAUUGUCAAUCCUAAAAUGCCAUGUUAGUUGGUCGCUAUUUUAUCUAAGAGCUGACCAUGUUGAAAAUCAGAGAGCGAGUGUAAUAUAAAAAAAUAAGUUUAUUUUAUUUUAUUAAGUUACAAAUGAUUGUAAUAGUUCAGGGUGAGAGUAGUGACAUUUUAGGAUCAAAUACAAUGUUAUGAGGGGUUUUGUGAGUUGAAGAGGGAGCAUUGGUGUUCUUAUGAACCACCAAUGGGGAAGGGCCUGGAACAUUUACAAUAUUCUGAGGUAAUCAUUGCAGUGCUGACACUCGGAAGUCAUUCAUCCAGUACAUUCCAUAUUUGCAUUGGUCAGAUGCUCAUAAUGUUAAACACCAUGUAAUAUGUGAUAUCGUCCAAAUCUCAGAAUAGAUGAGAAAUGUGUUUCCCAGGCUAUAAUAAAGGGGUGGGAAGAUUUUAAUUGCUCUUGGCCAGUCAGAUUUUGAGAUGAAGGGAAUCAAUUACAUAAUGUUUUUAAGAAUGUAUGGAUGGGGAAAUAAAGAGCAUAUGAACAUCAA
Saccoglossus kowalevskii is the source of this 2425-nucleotide messenger RNA. RefSeq names its product mannose-1-phosphate guanylyltransferase catalytic subunit beta-like. Gene Ontology annotation, molecular function: mannose-1-phosphate guanylyltransferase (GTP) activity; GTP binding. Gene Ontology annotation, biological process: GDP-mannose biosynthetic process. The record is from RefSeq and is a predicted model, not a curated record. Lineage: Eukaryota; Metazoa; Hemichordata; Enteropneusta; Harrimaniidae.